Doryrhamphus excisus (bluestripe pipefish) is the source of this 3569-nucleotide messenger RNA. Lineage: Eukaryota; Metazoa; Chordata; Actinopteri; Syngnathiformes; Syngnathidae. The record is from RefSeq and is a predicted model, not a curated record.
UGGCAACCACAAGUAGCACAUUAAUCACUUUCAGCUGUCGGGAUUCUGUAGCUAGCUGUGUAUAUUUUUACUUGGGUAAGUUUAGAAAGUUUAAAGAUAGGUUGAAUGGACUGAUCACAUGGACUAACUAAUCCCCUCAUGACCCUGCAAGCUGGACAACGGACUGACUGAGCGGAAGUCCACUUUGAAGCCAUUCUGGACACCUUUGCUAUCUGUCUUGCUUCCAUCAUGGGGGAGUGGAGGUCAUCGUCACCUGCACCUCACUUGGACCUAUACAAUUUUGACUCUGCUGAGGCAGAAAAGAGCAGGUAUGUUCUAACCAGUCCCCGCUCCUUGGAGUCCUGUGCACGACUGGGCAUCAAACCAGUUGAGCUUCUUGUGAAAUCCUUGAAUGAUUUACUAUCCGAGCAGCGUGACGUGCCUUUGGAGAUGGUCAGAGUGAUGCAUGAAUCGUAUGAAAAGGAGAGAAGCAAGUUAUUGCAAAUGUGCCGAGAUGAGAGGGAGAGGAUUAUCCAGCAGGCUGCCAGGUGGCCGAGCACUAAGAAAGUCUCAAGGCUGGGGAAGCAACAUGACAGCAAGCUGAAGGAUGAACCCGCUAUGGAUGUUCCAUAUGCAGACCUGUGUUCUAAGGACAAAUCUGUGAGAAAGACACCCUGCUCUGUUGCAGACAGGAGCACCAUCUGCAGCUUAGGAGACCUCAGACAUUCUCCUGCUAUUGAGAUGAAACUGCAGAAGCUCACCGACGACAUCAGAAGGGAGAUGUGUGUCCUGAUAUCACAGCGAGACCGCAAAAUCGCUGCUCUCAUGCUGGUGAAGCACCAGGUGGAGGAGGACCGUCUGAGUAUUAUGCAGCAGGAGGAAGAGGAGCGAGACGAGGCCCGCAGACGAGACGAGGCCCGGCGGGCACAGUCUGAGAAAAAAAGGAGGAAGAAACUGAUGCAAAGCAUGCAACGCUGGCAUGAGGAGCUGGAGGCGCGCAGGAGGCUGAGAUUGCAUCGGGAAGAUGAGAGAGUAGGGCAACUCAAGCAGGAGGUGAUGCUGCAGGAGGAGCGCUGGAGGAGGCUGAAGGAGCAGGUGGAGGCUCAACGUAGAGGGAAGACAGCAGCUGCGCAGAAAGAGGCGGAGGGGAGGAGACGCUACCAGGAGAGGCUGCUGAGAAACUUAGAGGAGGUGGAGAAAAGGCAGCGAGAGAUGGAGAGACAAGCGGCAAUGGAGAGGGAGCAGAACGCAAGCAGGAGUAGGCUCCAUCUUGAGAGGAAGGAUAAGAAGCGUCUGCAGGAGGAGAAUAGCAAGGAACUGCUGCGCCACCUCCUUAUCAAACAGCAUGUGGAGCAACAGGUGGAAGAAGAAGAGUCACGUUUGAGGGAAACACUGGAAAGGAAGAUGCAGCAGUCGUGUGAGAAGCACGCCCGCCACGUGGAGGCCCGACUGGCGGAGCUGCAGGAGCGAGCGGCUCGGGAGGAGAAGCAGACGCAGAAAGCCCGACUCAGGGCCAAGCUGCAGAGCAUCCAGCAGCUCACACACAAACACCACCUGGUCAAGAUGAGUCAGCAACGCAUCCUCAGGGCAGCCGAGCACACAUGGGCCCAGCACAAGAAGCGAGCCCAGCAGACACAUCAGCACAACAAACACAGGCAGCUCCGCCACCAGAGGCUCAGAGAGAACGUGCAGAGAGCAGAGGAGGCGGUGAGGAGCGUCAGGGAGAACAGCAUCGCCAUGAAGGAAUGGAGGUGCGAGAGGCUGCGCAGAGAGCGAGAACACAUCCAGCAGGAGGCGCACAAGCAGGCACUGGCAUCCUUUCAUUUUAGGGAGCGAGUGAGGCAGCAGACACAAAGGCGCUCUUUUGCUCAAAUGGCUCAGGAAGCUCAGCUGGCUGCCUCCAUCAGUCGCUUGAACCUCUGACAACUCAGAGGUCCAUCGAGAUGCUGAGCCAUCAGGUCGACUUCAAUGACCUCUGACCUUACAACUGUUCUUACGGAUCAAAGGACACUUGGCAAACGCUCGACGAAUUAAUGAUUACACUAAUUACAUCCUUGGUGUAUUUGCCUUGCAAAAAAUAGAAAACACCUACUCAUCCGUCACGGCCUGGUGGUGUAAUGCUACAGCUGCUGCCUCCAAAUGAGUGCCCCAAUUUGGCCUUGGGUGGCACUGGACACAAGUACUUUGAUUCAUUCAUUCAUUUUCUUUUCCUCACGAGGGUCGCUGGAGCCUAUCCCAGCUGUCUUCGGGCGAGAGGCGGCGUACACCCUGGACUGGUCGCCAGCCAAUCACAGGGCACAUAUAGACAAACAACCAUUCACACUCACAUUCAUACCUAUGGACAAUUUGGAGUCACCAAUUGACCUAGCAUGUUUUUGGAAUGUGGAAGGAAACCGGAGUACCCGGAGAAAACCCACGCAUGCAAGGGGAAAACAUGCAAACUCCACACAGAGAUGGAAUUGAACCCUGGUCUCCUAGCUGUGAGGUCUGCGCGCUAACCACUAUACCGCCGUGCCGCCCCCUCUAUGAAUAUAUUACAUUGAAAAUUCACUGAAUUGAACACGAACAGUCCCAAACUCUUUCUGCAGCAAUAUUUUGCACUAUGCAAAUAUUAUAUACUGUAUAUACAUGAUUUUAAAACUGUGAUAUUUAAUAUAGUAAGACAUGUGAAGAAAAAAUGUGAUUAAAGGCAACACAUUCUUGUUACGUUCUUUCGGACAAAAGCUGAGUCUGAUAAAACCACCUUAUCAGCUCAACUCCAGUAGAUUUUCAUGUUUUAGUUCCCACUUCAACUAUUUACACAAACAAUCGCAUCAAAUUUCUAAUGAGACCAAACACAGUGGUAUCUCAGAAGCAACUAUAGUUGUUACAUACCAGUGGCCUCUCCCGUCUUCUCUGAUUACCAACAUUUGGGAAGUCCUUACAAUGACAUUCGAGUAGUGCAUUUUGUUGUCUACCAAAUUCAUCAGUGCAGUAUAGUACAACACCCAGUGGAAGGGUCAUGUAAUCCACAACAAUUACUAUCCCUUAGGGAAGGUUUCACUGAGAUCAAGUUAACCAGGGUAAACUGGAUCACAAUGUGCUAUUUCAUUGUGACGCAGGUCAUUCACACCCACUUUGAAUGCCAAGCGACAAGCAAAUGCAAACUAAACACUCAUGUUCAUUGAAUAAACUAAAUGUGCAGCAUGUUCAGGGUGUCUGAGCUAUUACUUAUCUCACUGCAAACAUUUGCACAAUUUUUUUUUUCUACAAGAUGGUGAUGUUAUGGACAGAAUGAUGUCAUGGCAUUGCCCCAAGCACUUACAUAUACUUACUUAGCCAUAUUUAUGAGACAAUAACUGGCAGGGUGCCAAAUAUUUAGGCAGGCUGCCACUGUGCUAGGAAGGAAUAAACACAGUACAUCCACUCAUCCAACAAAUCGUCAUUAAUUAAAUAAAACUUUAUGUAGGUCGCGAGCGGUAACAUUUUCCCUCUUCCCUUUUUUGUAUCACUGUCUGUUGCUAGGAAGAGUCCAUAGAGUUUAUUUGUAACUUUAAAAAAUUAAAUAAAAAAAAUCAACUUAAAAGAAGGCGGCACGGCGGAUUAGUGGU